Molecule: messenger RNA, 3692 nt
Organism: Marasmius oreades (fairy-ring Marasmius)
Lineage: Eukaryota; Fungi; Basidiomycota; Agaricomycetes; Agaricales; Marasmiaceae
Exons: 6
Coding region: 83-2797 (904 amino acids)
Biological process (GO): regulation of mRNA processing; protein phosphorylation; spliceosomal complex assembly
Molecular function (GO): ATP binding; protein kinase activity
Source: RefSeq, a predicted model, not a curated record
GUGAAUAUCAGAUUGCACUUCAACAUAGUCUUUGUCGUCUUUGUCGCUGAGCUCAGUCUGCUUCCCUCUGCAGGCUCAUUACAUGGCCAACAGGCUCGCUUGCGCAAAGUACCAAUACGUCGUAACUUCCACUGGCCCAAAGAUUUUACCGGUCGAGGAACCUCCAUCGAAGGACGAGGAAAGUCCAGCAGAUUACAAUGCAGGCGGUUAUCUUCAGGUCAAGGUCGGCGAUACGUUUAAGAAUGGACGAUAUUGUGUUAUAAGGAAGCUUGGAUGGGGUCAUUUCUCGACGGUAUGGUUAGUCAAGGAUGGACACUCCAGCUGCCAUUCUGCCCUCAAAGUCGUCAAAUCCGCCGGUCGUUACGCCGAAACAGCCAGAGACGAGAUCAAACUUCUGUCACGAGUCGCUUCAUUUUCACCCACGCAUCCAGGGAGGAAACACAUCGUUUCUUUCCUCGAUUCAUUUACCCACCAAGGUCCCGAAGCACAACACAUCUGCAUUGUCUUUGAACCUCUUGGGGAGAACCUUCUUGCACUAAUUGAACGUAAUCGCAAGAAAGGUGUACCUCGGUCACUUGUUAAACUCAUCGCAAAACAGGUACUCCUUGGUCUCCAGUAUCUGCACGAUGAAUGCGACCUAGUUCAUACUGAUAUCAAGCCGGAAAAUAUAUUAAUCUCCAUACCCGAUAUCGAGGCUCAUAUCUACAACGAACUCCUCCAGAGCCCCUCUCCUACAUCCCGCCGAGUAGGAGUUCCACUUCUUCAUAAAUCACGCGCUGGUGUGAAUAUCCCCUCCAAUCAACGCGGUUCUCGCCGCCAGGUCCAGAUCUUUGAAUCACAGCCAUUGUCUAGCCCAGGCAGGAGUUCAGGGGCACAUGGACGUGGAGGAAUAAGUAUGAGCAUUGGUGCCAGCGGUAGUGGGCCAAGUAGUGCUGCGAGCUCCUAUAUCGCGCAAAUGCACAUGACGCGGCUAGCCGACAGUGCAGUAACUAGCAUUCCUAAGCUCAGUUCUAGUGCUCCGAAGGUUCCUAGUGGGUUAUCAAUGUCUAACCCGAAUCCUCUUCAAACCAGCAAGUCCACUCCCAACGUCAAUCCCAAAAACAUUGCGCCUGCUCCGCCUCCAUUAAACAAGCCUAUUGGUGAUAAUUCUCCAUCCUCGUCCUCAUCCUCGUCCUCGAUAGCAUCUUCAGCACAUUCUACUGGCGCAGGUUGCAGUAGCGAUUACAGUACCCCGCCUACUUCUCUCUCACAUUCGCUCGGCAACACAAUCGGAAGUGUACUGACGAUGCCGAGGAAGGUCACCGAAACCAAAGUUCACGUUAUGCCUUCAAUCGCUGACCAUCUUGUCUGCGACCGCGUUGGUUUACCGAUGAAUUCUAAAGGAAAAGUAAAGGCAGAUACUUCCGAGUUAUCGAUAUCAUGGAUGGAGAAGUUGUCGUUGAAGUCUUCGUGGAAAGAUAAACUAUCGUUCUCCCUCGGAUCUUCCUACAAGUCUUCGAGUAGCGGCGAUUCCAAGCCCAGUUAUCGUAACACGCAUUCAGGGUCCCGUUCCGGCGUGUCCGGCUCGUGGAAGGACCCUGGAGUUGCCGCUCCUGCCCCAGCAGUGGUUGUUUCUACAGCUGUCAGAGCGGGCGGUGAGGAAGAGGGUGAAGAUUAUUUUCACCUUACUGCUGCAAAUAGCAGUCGUAGUACACUUAAUUCUGAUGCGACGACGUCCGAGAGUUCGUCUGCCACUGUUACAGCCGCUCGUCCGUCGCCCUCCGAGACAGAUCGCUCUGCGGAACCUAGGUCAUUACAGGCACUUAACAGCGACAGCUCGCGAAAUCUGGAUCUUAUCGCGAAACCGAUUGUUCACCACAGACCUUCCAACGGCAACAACCCUUCACUUUUAUCGCAAACUGCACCCCGUGCCCCAAUAAUUCAGAGACCCUCUCAACCACCCUCUCAACUUUCAGCACAGCUGCAGAAACAUUCUUCAAGCACAGACGGAAUGCAGGUUGAGACCACUUUACAGUCAACAAUGAAGAAUUCACGAGGGAAGCCAAAGGUUUCUCCACCGAAAGUUAUCAUACCCUCCACUCUCGUAGACGUCACCCCUACCGGUUCACCUAUCACAGCACCUCCGCCUUCGCCCAACGAAUGUCCAGGUUUACCAUCCUCUGGCUCAAAACCUGUAGAUGUUCCAAUCUCGUCUCACCAAAGAGUCACCGAAUACACACCGGAUUCAGUUCUCAUUUUAGAACACAUGCCUAUUCCUCCCCCCGUGUCGAUAAAGAUAGCAGAUUUAGGGAAUGCCACACCGUCCAAGAAACAUUAUACCGAAGAAAUUCAGACUCGCCAGUAUCGUGCGCCUGAAGCUAUUGUGGGGAGGAAGGACUGGAAUGCAACGGCAGAUAUCUGGAGUGUUGCUUGCGUUAUUUUUGAACUCCUUGCCGGGGAAUAUUUGUUUGAUCCUCAAGGUCAAGGUGAACUGUUUACAAAGGAUGAUGACCAUAUGGCACAGAUCAUAGAGCUUCUCGGUGAUUACGCGCUGGAGGCCAAGAUGGGUGGGAAAUAUAGUCGAGAUUUGUUCGAUCAUGCAGGUAACCUCAGAUAUAUCAAAACUCUGAAGCCAUGGCCUCUUAAGCGGGUCAUGACCGAAAAGUACCUGUAUAACGAAGAAAACUCUAAAGCGUUGUGCGACUUCCUGUUACCGAUGUUGGUCAUCGAUUUCAAAAACCGCGCUUCGGCCCGAGACAUGAUUGACCACGACUGGCUCACGAUCACAGAAGCCGAUGGUCACUGCGACGAGUGGUGAAUGGCGGACAACGUCUUGAGAAUUUCAAGCGACACAAUCAUCUCCGAAGGGUGGGAUAUUCCCAUUCAUAUUGCAGGUUUCUUGUUCGUUGUCUCGUUUUCAUACCAUAGACAUUUUGUUUCCAGAUUAGACUUCCGACCACCCUUUUCCCAGCAUCAAGUCAGCCAUAGAAUCUGGCCGCCGCUGUUUUUAUCUUAAUCUUUAUCUUUCUUCUUCACCCUUGUCUCCUUUGCACCGGGCUUUUCUGUUGUAUUUCCAUUUGGGCUCAUCAGUUUCUAUUCAAUACCCCACAUAUAGAUGCACCCUCUUUUCCUUACCUGUUUAUUUGUUUUAAAUGGCUGUCAGUGCUUAUGAUGGACUGUUUCAUAUAUGUACGAUAUAACAGUGUUGUUCCUCCGCCUCUCGUGUCCUCCUCACCCGCUUUUCUUUUUUUACCUCCGGACAGACCCUACUUCCGGCCUAUCCCACCUACCACCUACCUCCCACCUCUUCCUCUCGGUUGGUUGAUUGCUCUCCGUGCGAUACAUGACCAUUCAUGUCUACCUCCUUACAUACUUUCAGUUUUCAUUUCCAUCACUCCCCAACUGUAGCUAUGACUUUUCUCUCUCUCGCUCACAUCGACUCAACUGUUCUUACCUUCUCUCUCUCUCUCUCUCCCUACCUUACUGAUCCAAGCUACGGAUACUUUAGCCACAAAUUCAAUACUCUACCAAGCCAAUCUCACGAGUAUCAUGUUAUUUUUUUCUCUGCAAACUAGAUUUCAUUAUUUUCCCCCCUCUGUAAAUCAUUUAUUGUACGACGGACAGAACCUCCUCUUGAAAUUCUCAAUGAACACGCAUUCGCUUAAUUACGGCGAUGUCGAUAGGAAAUAACGGUUUCAAUUUGGAAGUUGAGG